Molecule: messenger RNA, 3034 nt
Organism: Morus notabilis
Lineage: Eukaryota; Viridiplantae; Streptophyta; Magnoliopsida; Rosales; Moraceae
Product: WD repeat-containing protein 44
Exons: 8
Coding region: 1-2865 (954 amino acids)
Molecular function (GO): protein binding
Source: RefSeq, a predicted model, not a curated record
AUGGAUCAGCGUCUCAUCAGGACCCUGACCAUCACCAACUGGGAUGCCCUCCAUGAUCACGACCACGACCACGACAACGACAAUGAUGACCGCUUUUUCGAGUCCUUCGACAGAAUUUCCUCUUCCGCCUCUCUCUCCUUCUCCUCCUCCGAGGACGAAGACGAUGAUUUCGACGACCCCCGUGUCUCCUUCGCCUCCGCCGUCUCCUCCGUCCGCAGCUUCUCCGCCUCUUCAACCGUCGCCACACCCGAUUACGACGUGUGGAUGGCCUCUCCUGGUUCCAUCAGUGAGCGCCGCAAAAGGCUGCUUCAAGGAAUGGGCUUGGCCGACCCCGCCCCCGCCCCCGCCGCGGUCACCGAUGAGAACAACGAGGCGGUCUCAAAACAACAACCACCGCCGAAACAAGAAGAUCAGACCGCUCCUUCCACUUCUUCGCCUUCUCCAUCGCCGUCGCCGUCUCUGCUCCCAAUUAUGCUCGUCCGUUCCCGCUCCGACGGAGAUAUAGACCCUUUCUCCGUCGAAAAACAGUGGCGGAAGCAGGAACUCGUCGGCUCGGUAUCGAUUCAGCGCAUCACCAAGACUAAUUCGGCAAUCUCCGCACCGGUUCGGAAAUUAUCAUGCUCCUAUGCAGAAUCCGCGGCUGUCGGACCCUCCGGCAGGUCGAUCCGACACAGCGGUAUGCUGUCGUCAUCAGUGUUGUCUUCGAGCCGGUUCGGAGCAUUCUUCUUGAUAAGGAAUUUGGAUACAGGGAAGGAAUUCAUAGUAAACGAGUGCGGCGAAGACGGGAUGUGGAACCGGCUGAGCGACCUCCAAACAGGGAAGCAAUUAACAAUGGAAGAAUUCGAAAAGAGCGUCGGGUAUUCCCCGGUCGUCAAGGAGCUGAUGCGCCGCGAGAACGUGUCGAGAAUCAGCGGCAGGAGUGAGAGAAAAGUCACUGAUUCUGGUGGAGGAGCGAACAAUUACUCUUACAUUACAAGGAGCCUGAGGAUGAUCAGCAAGAGAAGAGGGGUUGCUUUGAUUAAAAGCGGCAUAAGAGGCGUGGCGCAUUCUAUGAGCGGACUAAUCUGCGAGAAAGAGAGGGAGACUCCACCGCCUGCAUUGUCACUGCCGCCACCGCCGCCGCAGCUGUCACCUUCCCCGGCAGAGCAGAAACCGCCCGUGAAGAAUUCGAAUUCGAGUGCUUCGUCGGGGUGGAUAAAAGUCCGGCAGAGCGGGAAGUUGUACAAGGAGCUGUCGGCUCUGCAUUUGUGUCAAGAAAUUCAAGCUCACGAAGGGUCUAUUUGGACGAUCAAGUUUAGCCCUGACGCUCGGUUUCUGGCGAGCGCCGGUGAGGAUCGAAUAGUUCGUGUUUGGGAAGUUCAGGAAUGUGAAGUUAUGUCAUUGAGAGAAGAAGGGAAUGCUCAAAACAACAGCAAUACUAAUAGUAGUAGUGGGAAUGGUAAUAGUAAUAGUAAUAGCGUGACCCCUCUUCAUCCGUCGUUUUGUGCCUCAUCGGACUGGUCAGACGCUGCAGCGGAGAAGAAGAAGAAAUGGAAAGGAGGGGCUAGCAAAAGAGUGAAUCAUAUUCCUGAUUAUGUUCAUGUGCCUGAAACUGUGUUUGCUCUCUCGGAUAAACCGGUUUGCUCUUUCAAAGGUCAUUUGGAUGAUGUUCUUGAUCUUUCUUGGUCUAGGUUACAGCUGCUGCUUUCAUCUUCAAUGGACAAAACUGUGAGAUUGUGGGAUUUGGAGAGCAAGAGCUGUUUAAAGUUGUUUGCUCACAAUGACUAUGUAACUUGCAUACAAUUCAACCCCAUGAACGACGAUUAUUUCAUUAGUGGAUCACUUGAUGCAAAGGUGAGGAUAUGGAGCAUACCAGAUAGGCAAGUUGUGGAUUGGACUGAUCUUCAUGAAAUGGUCACUGCAGCUUGCUACACUCCUGAUGGCCAGGGUGCAUUCAUUGGUUCACACAAAGGAAGCUGCCGCACGUACACUGCAGAAGAUUGCAAACUGAGUCAAACAGGCCAGAUUGAUUUCCAAACCAAGAAGAAAUUCCAUGCCAAAAAGAUUACUGGUUUCCAGUUUUCACCAGCAAAUCCAUCUGAAGUGCUCGUUACCUCAGCCGAUUCACGGAUUCGAAUUUUCGAUGGUCCAAACUUCGUUCAUAAGUUUAGAGGUUUUCGUAACACAAGUAGCCAAAUUGCAGCCUCAUUCACUCAGGACAGCAAAUAUGUGAUAUCAGCAAGCGAAGAUUCUCAAGUUUAUGUCUGGAAACGUGAAGAACAUAGACCCUCAGCCUCUGGAAAAAGAAGCUCAGUCAGUACCGCAUCAUAUGAACAAUUCCAAUGCAAAGACGUCUCCGUAGCAAUCCCAUGGCCCGGCACCAUAAAGGGUGAGCCACCGACGACAUUGCCAUUGCACUCAAAACGACACUCGAAACGAUCGUCCUCACAGCCACCUUCGGCCUGCAGUUCACCAACUAAGGAAGACAUCUCUGCUGCAGCAAACAGCAAGAAACAUUUGCCACCUCUGCCAAAGAAAAGCGCGACCGAGAAUAGCAGCCUAAAUGUCACAGAAGAGGAGCUUGCUCUAGUCUCCCAGGUUGAAUCCGAACACAAUAUUGGUGAGUCGUUCAAUUCAGAUGCCUCCUCAAUUAGGUAUGGCGACUCGCCUUCUAUCUGUGCUACCGCGGCAACUCCAUCAUCCUAUUGGUCUCCGUCUUGGUCGUGGUUUGACUAUGGCAGCCAUGGAAGCCAUACCAUUCAAGCAACGGCAUGGGGCAUGGUGAUUGUGACAGCGGGGCUAGGCGGCGAGAUCAGGGCUUAUCAGAAUUUCGGGCUGCCGCGGAAAGUCGGCCGGCAGACCAGCCUCUUUGGAGGUCCUACAUAGGUUUUUAGUUGUAGUGAGUCGUAAAAAAUAUAGGAUUGUAGAUUUUUUUUUCCUUUUUUGUUAACAACAUUUGUGACUUAUAGGCUAAAAAAAAUAAAAAAAACAUAAACAAAAACCAAAAAAAGGAGCUUUGAGACUCCUGAUGGUUGAGAGCUCGCAAGACAUACAU